ACGUGACAGCUGUCAUAAAUAAAUAAAAUCCCAACCAAGUGUACUCUGUGUGACAUAGUGUUAUGGCGAUAUUGUGAAUCAACCCAGUGCAUUUAACUGCAGUGUGAGAAUUAAGUGUGGAGAAUAUUUCAUAAAUUAUCGGGGUUUCUUUUAUCAGAAAGAUAUGAUGUCAAAAAAGCAUACAGCAUCACAGCAUAAUUUUCAAGGUGAUGAAAAUAGUACAGAGAGAAAACUAGCACCAUUUCCGUUCCUUUAUUACCCUCUCGACCAGUGGACGACUGACAACAUAGCAGAGUAUUUCACCAAAGAAGGCUUCGCACAACUUGCUGAGAAACUUACAGGCCACAACAUAUCUGGCAGACAGCUGUUGGAGUUGACAGAUCAAGAUCUGCACAAGAUUGAUAUUAAAUCAGAGAAGGACUGUGCCACAACAAUGAAGAUCAUUAAAGAGAUCCAGACCAGUGCCAUGCCUGAACUGAAGGACUUAGAUUUCUGUUUCAGUUGUCUAUUCUGUAAUGCACUAACAGCUCAUAAGUG
Molecule: messenger RNA, 537 nt
Organism: Mizuhopecten yessoensis (Yesso scallop)
Lineage: Eukaryota; Metazoa; Mollusca; Bivalvia; Pectinida; Pectinidae
Exons: 5
Molecular function (GO): protein binding
Source: RefSeq, a predicted model, not a curated record